Molecule: messenger RNA, 780 nt
Organism: Lampris incognitus (smalleye Pacific opah)
Lineage: Eukaryota; Metazoa; Chordata; Actinopteri; Lampriformes; Lampridae
Product: phospholipase A2 isozymes PA3A/PA3B/PA5-like
Exons: 5
Coding region: 1-780 (259 amino acids)
Biological process (GO): arachidonate secretion; phospholipid metabolic process
Molecular function (GO): A2-type glycerophospholipase activity
Source: RefSeq, a predicted model, not a curated record
AUGGAGGGGAAAUCCCGCAGGAAACGUGCGUGGACGUUUCCAGGGACACUUUGGUGUGGUGUUGGAAGCAAAGCUACCCGUUACGACCAGUUAGGAAUGUUUGAGAGUGCAGACAGAUGCUGCCGUGAACACGACCACUGUGAGCAUAUCAUCCCUGCUUUUACAGUGAAUUACGGCGUCUUCAACCCCAACUUCUUCACCAUCUCACACUGUGACUGUGACCAAAGGUUUCGGCAGUGCCUACUCGGAGUGAAUGAAACCAUCUCUGCUAUGGUUGGCUUCAGCUUCUUCAACAUCUUCAAGGUGCCCUGCUUUGAACUCGUUCAGCGGAUGCAGUGCACGGAGAUGUACUGGUGGGGAAUGUGCAAGGAAACCAAAGAGGCGCCAUAUGCUGUCUUUCAAAACCCUGCGGCUUUCAACACGACCCACACUCCAAGCAAGCAUAAUGAUGCUGGAGAAAGCCACAUGAGAGCAACAGCUGAAGGGGACCGUGUAGUGGCAGUCCCACCGUCUCAUUCAAACAGAAAGCCAUCCACAGCUGAAAUCUCAAAACAGUCUGGUUCUUCACAUAGGUGCACCCUCAGAGAUCCACCCAGAGGAGACACCUUUCACCGCAAAAAGAGGAAGGGGCUGGGAUGCAAAAGGAACAGUUUGCUCCUUUGUGGAACCCUUAAACAUUUGGAUGAAUGCAGAUACAAAAUUCCCCCUUUGAAGAAGAAAUAUCAUUUACGAAAUAUGGAGUCAAAGACUAUCUACCAUUGUGAUUGCACUAGCCGGUGA